GUGGUUUGUGUGGGUGUAUUGCUAGCUGCUAGGUUCUAUAAAAGAAGAGGUGUUUAGCUCUGUAGAAUCACACUGACUGCAGAGGUAGUCUAAUACUCAUUGUGUAGUCAAUCAUGAAUCUCAUCUUAGUGAUUUUCUUUUGCUUUUCUGCUCUGCAAUUUGCUGUUUCUCAACCAGCAACUUUCCCAAGCAGUGGAGUUGAGCUCCAUCAUACUAACAGGUCUCUUCCACUCUAUCCUCAACUGGCAUCAGUUCUAGUUACUUCUGGUAACAAGUUAUGGUGCUCCAGUGCAAGUACCUCAGCCUCCAUUAGCUGGAAGCUCCCUGGUGGAACUGAGCUUAGCUCUAGCACCACUUCAGGGAGUGGUGCAACAGUUAUGCUAGUUAGUACUUCUGAAGGAUCAUCACUAGGUCUUGCUCCUACCACUGAUGGCACUCUAUUGGCCGAAGGCAUCUAUAAGUGCUGUGUUACUGAUGAUCAGGGAAAUGAGCAGGUUUUAGAGUCAUUCCUUAUUGGAAGUUCUUCUGUGAGUGUUUCAGAUACCUCAUGCUUUCAGUCAGGCAUCAACCCAAACAGAUUUGAACUAGCCACCAGUAUUUCUCACAUUUCUCCAACUAUAGUCUCGUGCCGUGAUCAAGAUGAUACUGCUGUUUCUGGCACAAUUACUAGAAACACACUCAACGACACUGCAUAUCGUGUUGGGGUUAGCUUUACUCAAGGCUCAUUUCCAUUCACAGUGUCUUGUGCUAUAAGCAAUGGGCCUUCAGGAGCUAUUUCUACUGUUACCAUGACUUGUAGAGCUACUUCAAGUCUCACAGCUCCUAGUCUUCCUUCAUCUGGUAGCAGAUUUGUGAGUGGUACUUCAGUGCUUGUCAAUCCAAACAGUUUCCUUCCUAUAUCAAGUAUAGCAAGCAACCUCCCACUGUGGUGUUCUUCAUCCAAUGCUAACUCUAACAUCACCUGGACGCUACCUGAUGGAACUGUAUUGGGACCUACGAGCCCACCAUCUGGUGGAGUGGGUGUCAUUAGUAGCGCUGGUCAACUGGGGCUGGUACCCUCCGGUAAUGGUGGGUUCCCCUCUGGUGUCUACACUUGCUCAGUGAAUGGUGUUGCCUCAUUUCUGCAGAUUGGAAACCCUGGAGAUUUUUCAGCACCAAUGGGUUCACCUGCUGGAGAGUGUUUGCCCAUAUCAUCUGGUCUAGCUCUCUGUGCUAACCUUACUGGUGGACUACCCACCAGUGCAUCAUGCUCUGUGUCUGGAUCAUCUUUUGUUCUUAGCAGUAUACCAACAGCAAUAACCAAGUCUACAGUCCCUAUAAUGUAUAGAGUCUGUGUACCCUUCACUUCUUCUGCUGCUGCAAUAUAUAGUUGUACAUUUGCUAAUGCAAUGGGAACUGUCACUGUUGGCUGUAAUACGAUAGGUUCUGUUGGUCCAGUUCAAUCAGUAACUGCUGUAAGAAAUACCAACAAUCCUAGCUCAAUCAAUGUGACCUGGACUCCAAUAAAUAGUCCAUAUGUGCAGGGAUACAAUAUCAGUGUUACAGAGACCAGUACUGGCACAACACAGUAUUUCACAGUUGGUCCAGGCUCAGCUAGUCAGACAAUAAUAACCAACAUUAAUCCUCAGAAUGCAUAUACCGUUACUGUCACACCAGUAACUAAUGACUCCACUAUUGCAGUGAUGCCUAGUACACCUGUUACUGUUCGCCCAAUCAUAAGCACUGGUGGCCAGUGUAAUCCUGCUGAAGGAUUCAUAGUUGAUAUACUCUUGACAAGAAAUAUAUCAGCUCUCUGCAACUGUUCUACAAUAGAAAGCCAGGCUGGACUUCCAAUGAGAGCACUCCAAGCAGCUCUUGGUGGGAGCAAUGCUUUCAUUAGGAAUUGUACUGAUCCUAUCCUCCAUUUGAGUGCCAGUGCUUGCUAUGAAGACUUCAAAGAGAAAACAAGAAAGACCAUAAAAUUCAAGACAAAAUUCAAAACAGGAAAAUCAAAGAAGACAAAGAAAACAAAGAAAACAAAGAAGGGUCGUACUAAAACAGUCACUAGUGCUACAGGUGGAACUGUCAAUUUCUAUGUACGUGGUCUUGUUCUCUGUGGCUCUUGCUCUCGAAACUCUACCACCAUGCAGAAACGUGACGUUGAAGUUAGUCUGAAAUCUGGGGCCAGAGCAGAAUGGAGCGUACAGAGAAAUGGAAUGGAAAGGAUGAGGAGACAUGUGAACAGGAUCAAGAGAAAGAGGACAAAGUCAAAGAAGACCAAGACUGCCAAUAUAGUCCAAGAAGUCCCUCCAAUGGUCGCUGUGGAUAGCAAGAUGUACAAUGUCUAUUUUAGGGAGGAUGGAAAAAGUCAAGGACUAUUUUGUGGUAACACUACAGUGACUGCUGGAACUCUUUGUGAUUGUCCUUCACAGUGUAAUUUGCAGAAAUGAUCAUAGAAAAGUGAAAAACUUUAAAUUUAUUAUGAUUUCCAAGAUCUAUCAGUCUGAUUUACGUAUUUGUAUCAAUUUUUCUUUAUUUUUGUUGUCCUAUUAACAUUUCUUUUAAAAAUAUCAUUUUCUAACACUAA
Molecule: messenger RNA, 2566 nt
Organism: Amphimedon queenslandica
Lineage: Eukaryota; Metazoa; Porifera; Demospongiae; Haplosclerida; Niphatidae
Product: nuclear pore complex protein DDB_G0274915-like
Exons: 8
Coding region: 114-2429 (771 amino acids)
Molecular function (GO): protein binding
Source: RefSeq, a predicted model, not a curated record